Molecule: messenger RNA, 5246 nt
Organism: Diprion similis
Lineage: Eukaryota; Metazoa; Arthropoda; Insecta; Hymenoptera; Diprionidae
Product: phospholipid-transporting ATPase VD
Exons: 18
Coding region: 493-4896 (1467 amino acids)
Biological process (GO): phospholipid translocation
Cellular component (GO): plasma membrane
Molecular function (GO): ATP hydrolysis activity; magnesium ion binding; ATP binding
Source: RefSeq, a predicted model, not a curated record
UGUCUAGUGUCUUGGCGGGAUGGUAUAAAAAAAAAAGGGCAAAACAAGCACACGUAUGUAUGUACAAAUAUCUCGAGUAAACAGGCGGUCCACGUUUCACAGAUGAUGUGUAAAAGUAUAACGAAGGGACAUAAACGGGGUUAGAAUCAGCGAAAGUGCGGGUGAUGUGGUGAAAUUUAAAGCUUGCUUGUAUCGUUAAGAAUGUGAAUAGAAGUGGAUAAACAAAUAUUGUCUCAGUUCGCGGACGCAGCUGCGAGUUAUGCGUGCAGUGGGUGUAUCGCACAUCAAGUUUCGAGCUAAAUUAUUUGAAAUUGUGUCAGUGAGACGGCGUUUCUCAUGCCGCAGCUAGUAUUGUACACCGAUUGAUAUUACACUAACAUCGCUGGAAAGAUGCUUCUCCCGGCUGAGUAAAAGCCGCUGGUUUUAUUUAUACUCGAGGGAAUUACUGAGGCCACGUGGAAGCGUUGUAAGCCUGGAAAAAUAUGUGCCAGUAUGUCCGAGAGUGUCCUGGAAGCAGCGAACAGCGACAACGAUCAGAGAGCCUCCCUCUACGUAUUUCCGGUAUCAUUGCAAGCUGCGGCAGGCGGCGUUGGUCCAACCUACGUAACAGCCCAGACAGCACAUCCGUCGUCGAUUCUGCAGCAACAGCAACAGCAGCAGCAACAUUAUGCAGGUGCAAUUGGAGGAGGAGGAGGUCAUCAGACGAUACCGGGCGGCUCGGUAUCGACGAUCUCGAACAACUCAGGGGCGAGUCAAACCCCGACGAUGACGUCGACGGGGAUCGGCAAUCCCGGCGCCAUCUUGGCCUCGAGGACUGCCAAUUUGAAAACCCACGCUCGAUCCGCCAGUCAUGGCGGUGUUUUGGCGACCGGACUCGUCGCCGCGACUUCCUCGGCUGGAGCCACGGCUCGGCCUUCGGCCCUCAAGAAACCCGGACACCAGAGGGCCUUCAGUCAAGGCCAGGUCGUCGACGUUCAGGGUCCUCAUCUCGUCACUGGGCACAGUCGAGUCGGUUCGAAAACCGACUUCAUACUGCCUCCUGGACAUCGGGAAGAUGCCAGACCACCCACAGGUGGAAAGGUCCCAUCUUUUCGAGGACACUCGCGGCAAGCCUCGAGAUCAGAAUCGAUAUACACGAUAAGGCGUAGCGCCGCGCCGCCAUGGUGGAGAAGACUUUGGGCAAGGUGUUUUGGUCCCACUGCCGAGGAGCCGAGACUAAGAACCAUUGUUCCGAAUCACCUGGUACCACCGAAAACGCCAAAGACUCAGCAUCCCAACGGGAUCAGAGUGGAUAACAGAGUACGCACAACGAAAUAUACACCGCUAAGUUUCUUGCCUCGAAAUCUGCUCGAGCAGUUUCACAGAGUGGCGAACGUAUAUUUCAUAUCCAUUGUCCUGCUGAAUUGGAUUCCAGCAAUUAACGCCUUUGGGAAAGAAGUCGCCAUGAUACCAGUCAUCUUUGUACUCGGUGUAACCGCGCUAAAAGACUUCUUUGAGGACAGAAGACGAUUCAGCAGCGAUCAACGUGUCAAUAAUUUUACAUGCCGAGUCUACGUUGGGGAGAGCGACCGAUACAAAAAGGUUCCUUGGAAGGACGUUAAGGUUGGAGACCUCGUCCAUUUGUCAAACAACGAAUUGGUGCCUGCGGAUCUUUUGCUAUUGAGAAGCAGCGACCCCCAGGGUUUGGCCUACCUUGACACCUGCAAUCUUGACGGUGAAACUAAUUUAAAACAGCGCCAAGUUGUCAGGGGAUUCUUAGAUUUACAAAAUAGUUUUAAACCGUCCAAAUUCCGAUCGGUUGUUGAGGUAGAUCAACCGAGCACGAGAAUCUACAGGUUUCACGGUGCCGUGGUUCAUUCCUCUGGUUCCCGGGUGCCUGUUUCUACAGAAAAUCUUCUUCUGAGGGAAUGUCUUUUGAAAAACACCGACUUCGUCGAGGGGAUCGUCGUUUAUGCCGGUCACGAGACGAAGGCUAUGUUAAACAAUGGCGGACCUCGUUACAAGAGGUCCCGACUGGAACGUCAGAUGAAUUUGGAUGUUGUCUGGUGUGUCUUUAUACUGGUUGUACUGUGCCUAGUCGGUGCGAUUGGCUGUCGUUUAUGGCUCUCUGGCUAUGAUCUGCAAGUUCCUAUUCCAUUUCUACCAGAUCCUCAGAAUCCCAGUUACGAAGGAAUGCUCACUUUCCUCACCUUUGUUAUUAUACUCCAAGUAAUGAUUCCCUUAAGCCUUUACGUUACCAUUGAAAUGGCAAAGGUCGUGCAAGUUUAUCACAUUGGAAACGACAGAGCGUUGUACGAUCCGGAUAGUGACCGUAGAGCAGAAUGUCGGGCUUUAAAUAUCACAGAGGAAUUGGGCCAGGUACAGUACGUGUUCUCAGACAAAACUGGUACUCUGACUGAGAACAAAAUGGUAUUCCGGCGGUGCGCAGUUGGCGGACAAGACUACGGUCAUACUGGAGAGGGUGAAAAUUUAAUACCGAGUAUUAGAUUGAAGGAAGAUUUACUCAUCGGUUUAUCCAGGCAUAGAUUACAGGAGUUUCUGAUACUUUUAGCAGUAUGCAAUACAGUUGUUGUCAAUACAUCGCCGCACCAUGACGUUAUGAAUUCUAGCGGCGUUAUCGAAGAACCACAUAAAAAUGGAACGCACACUAGAUAUGCCAGGCUGACAGAGUCGAGAAGUGUUACGCCCAGUCCGCCACCUCUUAGUGCAAAUCUUUCACCAAUUCAAUCUUCUACCGAUACUACAGCGACUGGAGAUCAUGCCCCACAUGUGAAACUGUCAAGUUGUUUGUUCACUUACAGGCCAAAACUGCUGGGCGUCUCGUCAAUUCCAGGGCUCAACAUCAGCAUACUUACGCGCAAGACAUCACCGACGCAGCAUCGUAGUUCUAGUCCAGCUCAUUCUGAGCCUCCUCCAAUAUACGAAGCCGAAAGUCCCGACGAAUUAGCCUUGGUCUUAGCUGCCAGAGCUUAUGAUGUCAAACUUGUGAAACGAACACCUCACAGCGCGCUAGUCUCCCUCCCAGACAAGUCGACCCUGGACUUUGAGAUUCUCAAGGUGCUGCCGUUUGACUCGAGUAGAAAGUGUAUGUCGAUUGUUGUGCGGCAUCCGCAUACCAGGGAGAUUGUUAUGUACACGAAGGGUGCUGAUUCGACGCUCAUGUCGUCGCUGAACUCGAAUGACGACGAAUCAACGUCAAAUUUAGCCAGCAAAAUUAGGCAACAGCUGCAUUCCUACGCUCGCCAAGGUCUUCGCACUUUGGCAAUGGCUCGUCGAACUCUUACUCUUCCUGAGUAUGAAACUUGGCUCCAGCGACACAACGAGGCUGAACUUGCUACUGAAAAUCGGGAAAGGCGUCUGAGAGAUUCUUAUGCUAGUCUUGAAUCUCAUCUAACGCUGUUAGGUGCUACAGGAAUCGAGGACAAACUUCAGGCUGGUGUACCAGAGGCUAUCGCCGCUCUCAUUGCUGCUGGAAUUGUAGUUUGGGUCCUAACUGGAGACAAGCCAGAAACAGCAGUGAAUAUUGCCUACUCAGCACGACUGUUUUCACCUUCUAUGCAGUUGCUUUGGUUGCAAGCACGAUCGAAAACAGUUGCAGAAACCUUGAUUCACGGUCAUUUGGAAGCUAUAGAACAGGAGCAUUUAGUCGAUUAUUCCAGCGAUGUGACUGAUUCUGAUCCAUCGGAAAGAGUUGCUCACAGAAUUGGAUCCCGACGACAACGUGCCUUGGUUGUGGAUGGCAAAACGCUUACUUUUAUUUUGGAUCCAAGGUCAGGAUUGACUGGGCCAUUUCUCGACUUAACUCGUCUUUGUACCAGUGUUUUAGCAUGCCGGGCUACUCCUCUGCAAAAAGCCUAUAUUGUACGUGUCGUUAAAGAACGGCUUGGCAUGAGAACUCUUGCUAUUGGUGAUGGAGCCAACGAUGUUAGUAUGAUUCAGACAGCGGAUGUUGGAGUUGGCGUUUCUGGGCGCGAAGGCACCCAAGCCGUAAUGGCUGCGGAUUUUGCUAUUGCUAGAUUUCCGUUGCUGACCAGACUGCUUUUGGUUCACGGUCAUUGGUGCUACGACAGACUGUCUAGAAUGAUUUUAUACUUCUUUUACAAAAACGCCACCUUUGUCUUCCUAAUUUUUUGGUUCCAGUUGUACUGCGGAUUUUCGGGAGCUGUGAUGAUCGAUCAGAUAUAUUUAAUGCUCUACAAUUUAUUAUUCACAUCUCUGCCUCCUCUGACGCUUGGUGUUUACGACCAACUCGUCGCAGCUGGUACGCUAAUGGCAUCUCCUCAACUAUAUGGUCGAGGACGGUUAGGCCUUGUGUAUCAGCCUCAUUCUUUCUGGAUAACAAUGGCUGAUGCACUUUAUCAAAGCAUUGUUAUUUUCUUUAUCACCGAAGCUGCCUACCAUGACUCUGAUGUGGAUAUUUGGGAGUUUGGAACAACAAUUCUGACCUCUUGCAUGAUCUCGAUGCUUAUUUAUGUCGCGAUAGAAACUAGGUCAUGGACAAUAAUUCACGUAGGCUCUAUAAUCAUUUCACUGGGUGUGUUUUUUGGAUUUUGUCUCGUUUACAAUGCCGUAUGUGUCGAUUGCAUGGGACUACCAGGAUCUUAUUGGGUUAUGCAAACUGCUAUUUCGAGAUAUGUAUAUUGGCUGACUGUCAUUGUUGCAUCCAUCCUCGCAAUGCUUCCCAGGUUGGUAUACAGGGCAGUGAAAACUACGGUGGCACCGGACAUGAUACAGCAGGCAAUUUUGGAAUCUUCGGCAACAAACCGUCAACGGCAGAGGAUUGCAGGCAGAGGUGAGGUUCUCGUUGCCGGUUGGUCACGAUCAACUCAGCAUGCGACGAUCAGACCAGGAAGUUAUGGGCCUAAGGAUAACGCUCUGACAACUGUAGUUGCAUGACAUCCGUGUGCCACAAUAAGCAGAUACCUCUUCGAGAUGAAAUCUAACCACCAACAACAAACAGUAAUAUCUUAGCUAGUUGAAAGAAUUGUUAUAUCCUUUCCCCCUAAAUACACAGACACACCUGCAAACACACACAGAGAGUACAAUGCCCGAUUUUAUAUUACGUGCUACUUGCCACAGUACCUAUCCACUUUCGGUCGGCUAAAAAAAAAAAAAUUUUAAAAAAAAAGUAUUAACGCGUUCCGAUUUUAGAUUUUGAUGUGAUCUAGUUUCGUGAGUUGCGCUCCUAAGGAAUUGUGUAAACUAGUUUAUGCUAUUUAAGAGCCAAUCAUACCAAUUCUAUGUUG